Messenger RNA from Cryptomeria japonica (Japanese cedar), 3327 nucleotides. RefSeq lists its product as uncharacterized. NCBI's taxonomy places the organism in Eukaryota, Viridiplantae, Streptophyta, Pinopsida, Cupressales, Cupressaceae. Gene Ontology annotation, molecular function: nucleic acid binding. Bases 1 to 3327 code for a protein of 1108 amino acids. The transcript is spliced from 5 exons. The record is from RefSeq and is a predicted model, not a curated record.
AUGCGGUCACCGUACAAUCAAGUUUACAACAGAGGUAGCAGGGCUCUAUUUACACCAGGUAAGGACAUGGGUGAUAGGCAAUCACAAAGCCCACCUAGAAACAGGAGGGAUGAUGAGAUUAUGCAACAUUUGGAACAAAUGGCCACAACCCAGGAUAGAACCCUACAGAACAUUGAAGCUUUGAUGCGCCAUUUGGUUAGGGGGAAUAGGAGAAAUGACCAUAAUGUUGACCGUGAUGACAGGAGCAUAGCAGGAUCACAACACGAACAGGGAACACGGUCUACCACAGCAAAUAGACCCAUACGUCCUACAUCCCGUCCAGAAACACCACCACCCACACCUAAUGAUUUGGAAAGAGAUAUUAGAGAUGAGCUCAGACUGGCAAGGUAUCUGAAUUAUAGGGCUAACAGACAGAAACAGGUGGAAAAACAGAGUGAAUCGCAACAGGUCACUAACAAGUUGACAUUACCCACAUUUGAUGGAAGUGGGAAAAUGACUGCUUGGGCAUGGAUUCAUAAAGUGGAUACCUUUUUAUCUUUGAAGACUAUGACAGAAUUUGAAGCACUCAAGUAUGCCACUUUACACCUGGACGGGGCAGCUCAUGAUUGGUGGAUGCACAGCAUGAUCACGUUGCAGCACAAUCAGGUAACCACUUACCAGGAGUUCGUGGAUAAGCUGAUAGAAAGGUUUGAUAAGAAGGAUCCUGAGGUAUAUUUCCGGGAAUUAGCGCAGCUCAGACAGACAGGAGGUUUAGAGCAGUUUAUUAAUGACUUCCAAAAGCUUGCAGUAAUGGUACCUCAUAUUUCAGAGCGGAGGCUAGUCAUUUUAUUUACAGAAGGGUUGACUGAACCACUCAAGGGGUGGGUUAAGGCCUUUGAUCCUCUCACAUUACAGGAAGCCAUGAAGAAAGCUCGUAGCAUGGAACUUGCAGCACCAGCAAAUAGGUUUGGUUCGAAGGGCUCUUCAUCAUUCAGAGAUAAUAGAGGGGGAUUCAACAAAGGUAAGGAAAAGGUUGAUGACACAAAGGGCAAGUCAGUUGCACCUCUGGAUAGGGAGACACUUAAUGACUUGCGUAAGAAGAAGUUAUGCUUCUUUUGCAAGGGUCCCUAUGAGUUUGGACAUGACUGUCCUAUGAGGCCUAAGGGAAAGGCCAACAGGGUGAUGUGGGCUUAUUACGAGGGCUCAGACUCAGAUAGCUCAAAAUACCAUGAUCCUGAUGAUGCAGAGCAGGAACAGGAGGUAGAUAAUGCUGAACAGAAGGAGGAACCAGAGGCACGUCUAUCUAGUAUUCAGAGAGAGGGAUCUUUUAGACUUAGAGGUGUCUUGGCUGGACAGAAGGUUAUUACACUAUUAGAUACAGGUGCCACGCAUAAUUUUAUUGAUGCGCGCUUUGUGGAGAGACGUGGACUCAUCACUGAGGAGUUUGAGGGAUUGAGAGUUAAGGUGGCUGAUGGAUAUACACUUCGAUGUGACAGGAUGGUGUGUGAUCUACCCCUACGCCUGAACAACUAUGAGUUCAAGGCGGAUUACCAUGUGGUCAACAUGGGUGACAUGGACAGAGUACUUGGGAUGCAGUGGCUACAUUCUUUGGAGGAGGUUACCCUGAGACUGAAGGAUAUGGAGAUACGAUUCGAGGUGGAUGGCAGGACUCACGUGCUGAAGGCUAUCCGUAAUGGUGAUAUCAGGACUAUCUCAUUUAGGCGGAUGGAGAGAUUAGCCAGGCAUGAUGAUAUAGAGUGGGCGGCAAUAUGCACCUUGAUGCCUCCCCAGGAGGGGCAACAUAAGACUGAAUAUCAUCCGGAUAUUCAGAAAUUGAGAAUCAAGUAUGAGAAGGUAUUCAACGAGAUUCCACCAGGCAGGCCACCAGACAGAGGCAUUGAGCACAUUAUCGAGGCGGAGGAAGGCGCUAAGCCUAUCAUGAUCACACCAUACCGGCACCCAAAGCGACUCAAGGAUGAGAUUGAGAGGACCAUCAAGGAGUUGCUAGCAAUGGGACACGUCCGACCCAGAUAUCAUCAGAUCAGAGUGAGAGAGCAGGACAUUGAGAAAACUGCUUUCAGAUGUCACUGUGGGCAUUUUGAGUUUGUAGUCAUGCCUUUUGGUUUGACUAAUGCACCUGCCACUUUCCAGUCCAAGAUGAACAAGAAGGAGUCCUUGUAUGCUAAGGAGUCCAAGUGCGAUUUAGGCAUGACUGAGCUUCUAUACUUAGGACACAUCAUUAGUGCGGAUGGAGUGCGGAUGGAUCCUGAAAAGAUCCGCGCUAUUGUUGAUUGGCCUCCACCAGAGAACCUUACACAGUUGAGGGGGUUCCUUGGUCUAUGUGGUUUUUAUCGCAGAUUCGUCAAUGGCUACUCAUGGCACGCAGCACCCAUGACGGCUUUGUUGAAGAAAGGGGCAUUUGUGUGGACUCCGGAGGCACAGGAUUGUUUCUUGAGAUUCAAGGAGAUAAUGACUACAUGCCCAGUUCUAGCACUGCCUGAUUUUACGAAGCCAUUUGAGCUUCAAUGUGAUGCAUCGGGAGAGGGAGUUGAUGCUGUACUCAUGCAGGACAAGCACCCUAUUGCUUAUGAGAGCAGGAAACUUAGGGGGCCUGAGCGAUCAUUUAGCAUUUAUGAUAAGGAGAUGUUGCGGGACCUGAAUGAUCGUCAGCAGAAGUGGGUGAGUAAGUUACAGGCCUAUGAUUUUGAUAUCACAUAUGUUAAGGGGACACAGAAUGUCGUUGCAGAUGCUUUAUCUCGUAGGCCACACCUCACUUCUAUGAUUCAGAUAUCAGAGGAUUGGCGACACUUGAUUGUAGCAGAAUAUGCCAAAGACACAUGGGCCUCUGAUAUAGUGGAGGGGACAGCGAUUGACACCAGGUACACUCUUGUAGAUGAUUUGAUCAUUUACAAGAAUAGAAUUUACUUAGUCCCAGAAUCGAAAGUGAAGCGGUUGAUUUUGAGAGCACUCCAUGAUUCACCUACAGCAGGCCAUCCUGGGUAUUUCAAGACUUACAGGUUAGUUCGGGAGCGGUUCACUUGGAAGGGGCUUAAGGCUGAUGUUUUGCAGUAUGUGCGUGAGUGUCUUGUUUGCCAGCAGAACAAACAAGAGCACACUUAUCCAGCAGGGCUCCUACAGCCACUUCCUAUUCCUGACAGGAAGUGGGAGUGCAUCUCCAUGGAUUUUAUCACGGGCUUGCCCAAGGUCCAGGGGCAUGAUUGUAUCUAUGUGGUGGUGGAUAGGCUGACAAAAUAUGCUCAUUUCUUCCCUAUCACUACUACGUACUCAGCAGCUCAGGUGGUAGAGGUCUUCUUCAGGGAGGUUUUCAGAUUACACGGUUUGCCUUAG